AGACAGUCCCUUUUGGUUGCUUAGCUUAGUUCGCAUGUUAUUCUCUUAAUGUCAUAUAUUCAUCCAACCUUAUAUUCGCAUGGCAUGGUGACUCUCGAGAAGGAGGGAACCUUUUGAGUAUUAUUGAGAGAUCAUAACAAAUGGAAGAACAAAUUGAUUUGGUGGGGAAGGCAUUUGUGGAUCAUUACUACCAUCUCUUUGAUAAUGAUCGGCCUGCAUUGUCUUCUCUCUACAAGCCUUCCUCCACGUUGACCUUUGAGGGCCAUAAGAUACAAGGUGUUGAGGACAUCACUGCUAAGCUUAUCAGUCUUCCAUUUGAUCAAUGCCGACAUGUAAUCAGCACCAUUGAUUCGCAACCUUCUUUCUCUGGCGGCAUUGUCGUCUUCAUCAGUGGCAGUCUCCAGUUGUCUGGAGAGGAGCACCAUUUACGGUUCAGCCAGAUGUUUCAUCUAAUCCCCAUGCUUGAAGGAAACUUCUACGUGCAGAAUGACAUAUUCCGCCUGAACUAUGGAUGAAUGGUUCUUUUUCCCAUUCAAUCAUUUAUUGUUCAACAUACAUUUCUUGGAUAAAACUCUAUAAUCACUGAUCAAUUUGUUCCUUUAGUAUCGUUAUAUUCAUUGUUGUCUGCAUUUAUCCUCCUCCUUGGAUUGCUAAAGUUGUAGUUUACAUCAAAGGCUGCCUGCCUGCAUUGUUAUUUCGGUUUAAUAUAAUAAGAGAUUGCAAUAUCCGUAUUCGCGUUUUAAGCUUAAA
Gossypium arboreum is the source of this 750-nucleotide messenger RNA. RefSeq names its product nuclear transport factor 2B-like. The record is from RefSeq and is a predicted model, not a curated record. NCBI's taxonomy places the organism in Eukaryota, Viridiplantae, Streptophyta, Magnoliopsida, Malvales, Malvaceae. The transcript is spliced from 2 exons. Gene Ontology annotation, biological process: nucleocytoplasmic transport. Gene Ontology annotation, cellular component: nuclear pore central transport channel. The coding region runs from base 141 to 515 and encodes 124 amino acids.